Messenger RNA from Zalophus californianus (California sea lion), 4423 nucleotides. RefSeq names its product syntaxin 6 (gene STX6). Gene Ontology annotation, cellular component: synaptic vesicle membrane; SNARE complex; endomembrane system. The transcript has 8 exons. The coding region runs from base 241 to 1008 and encodes 255 amino acids. Lineage: Eukaryota; Metazoa; Chordata; Mammalia; Carnivora; Otariidae. Gene Ontology annotation, molecular function: SNAP receptor activity; SNARE binding. Gene Ontology annotation, biological process: Golgi vesicle transport; vesicle fusion; intracellular protein transport. The record is from RefSeq and is a predicted model, not a curated record.
AGGAGCCGGGGGAGGAGGCAGGCGCGGGGGCCGGCGUCAGAGUCCGGGGUUCGGUCUGCGGGGCGAUCGAGUGCUGGACCGGCGGCGGUCCGGUGCGCCCCGGCCAGCGCGCGCCAGCUGCUCUGGGUACCCCAGGCCGAGGCGCCGGCGGCUGCGGCAAACCGGUGAGGUGGGCAGAGGGGGGCUCGGAGGGCGCCCUGUGCGCGGAGCAGGCGUGAGGCAGCCGGGGGCCGGGACGCCAUGUCCAUGGAGGACCCCUUCUUUGUGGUGAAAGGAGAGGUACAGAAAGCAGUCAACACUGCCCAGGGAUUAUUUCAGAGAUGGACAGAGCUCCUCCAGGAUCCUUCCACAGCAACGAGGGAAGAAAUCGACUGGACCACCAACGAGCUGAGAAACAACCUCCGGAGCAUAGAGUGGGAUCUCGAGGACCUUGACGAGACCAUCAGCAUAGUUGAAGCAAACCCUAGAAAAUUCAACCUCGAUGCAACUGAAUUGAGUAUAAGAAAAACCUUCAUCACAAGUACUCGGCAAGUUGUCAGGGACAUGAAGGAUCAGAUGUCAGCUUCAUCUGUGCAGGCAUUAGCGGAACGAAAAAACAGACAGGCACUCCUAGGGGACAGUGGUGGCCAGAACUGGAGCGCAGGAAAGAUGGACACAUCCGGGCGCCUGGACCGUGAGCUCCAGCUGGCCAACUCCCAUUUCAUCGAGGAGCAGCAGGCUCAGCAGCAGUUGAUCGUGGAACAGCAGGAUGAGCAGUUGGAGCUGGUCUCUGGCAGCAUCGGGGUGCUGAAGAACAUGUCCCAGCGCAUCGGAGGGGAGCUAGAGGAACAGGCGGUUAUGUUGGAUGAUUUUUCUCAUGAGUUGGAGAGCACUCAGUCUCGGCUAGACAAUGUGAUGAAGAAACUUGCAAAAGUAUCUCACAUGACCAGUGAUCGGCGCCAGUGGUGUGCCAUCGCCAUCCUCUUUGUGGUCCUGGUGGUCGUGCUGGUCUUCUUCUUAGUGCUGUGACGGCGGCCCGGCGCGGCUCCUCCUGCUCACGAACCCCGGGGGAGGCGGGAAGCAGCACCCCAACGUUGCCGUCUCUUCACACUCCUCUCUGGAAAACAGCCUGCACUGACUUUCCUCCUUGUGACCCCACCACUGAGAUAGCUGCUCUGACCCGGUGCUGGCAGGGCCGCUGGGAAGAGGAAGCGAUGACUGCGCUCCCGGGGCCACCUGUCCUGUCCUGAGGACGGCUCGGCACUGCUUGCCUCUGGGGCCUCGGGCCCCCGGGACAACCUCUGAGGAAUCCGGAAAAGUUUGCAGACUCCACUAGCGCUUGCUAUUGCUCAUUCCAUCCAUCUUUGGCAGCUCUCCCCCCCCCCCCCCCGCCAGCUCAGACAGCACACCGCUGUCCCAUCCCCGAGAGCGCCGUCAGGAGUGCGGGCUCCCGGGCAGGUCUCAUUUCCCAUUGCGGCAGCAGCCCUUGGCCCCCCCAAGAGCUGGUUGCUAAUGGGGACGCAAGGCCCAGAAGCAGUUUGUGACAGAAGACGCAGUGAUCCAUUUUUCAGGGAUAAGUGCUGGGAUAAAAUUGCUUUUCCAGGCUCAUUAUUCUGUGGUAGAAAUAACUAAUGAAAAAUAACGGAAAGCACUAGGCUUUGGGGGUGCUAACAGCUGGGGCUUGAACCGAAGGGAGGAGAGGGUAGCAGGACCCAGGGUUUGCACAGCUGAGGGAAGGGUGGGUGAGGUUGCGGGAGAUCAGAGCCUUGCCAAAUUCAUGUUGCUAUCCUGGUGCACCUUGUAUUUUGAGGAUGCCCCUUACCCGUGUGGUGCAGCUUAGCCGCACACUUGGGUGGUCUGGAUCCGGGGCCAGCCUCAUGGCCGGUUAGGUCAUUCCUGUGGCACUCUGCAUUGGGGGGGGGUGGUUAGUACAUUGGCAGUGUAGCGACACUCAGAAACCCUAAUGACCAAAAAGACUAGUUCUGGACCGGACUUUUCUUACCCUGUGAGUAAUGGCAAGAAUGGGUAGGUGAACUUGGGUGGGGUUUUUUUCCCCCUAAGAUGACGACUCAGUUUUUUUUUAAUCAUCCAAAUAACUGAGCCAAUCCAAAUUUAAAGAACGGAUGCUUUAAUUGAGUUUUAGUAGCUGAAACUGCUGAGAUGCUAAACUUCAAGCUUCCGAUUUUUUAAACACCUCCAGCAUCCCAGCGUCUAUAGGAUAUUUUUAUAACCUCCCCGAUGCCGUCACCAAUGUUGAAGCAGCAGCUGACCCGGAGCCCUGCGGCAGGGGCCACUCCCCCUCCACCUUCUGCACUUGGAAAGCACAGCAAUGUCUGGAUAGAGCUCUAGCUUUGACUUCCUGUUUCCUCAUCUGUUGGGGCCCAUUCCUCAGCACACUCUAUUUUUUUUUCCUUUUUUUCAUGUUUUGUCUGUAUUUCUUGGGGUUUUUUUGUUUAUUUGCUUUGGGCUUCCUCCCCCCCUUUUUUGUGAUUUGCAAUAAUGUACUUGCCCAGCUGACUUAUGAAUUGCACUUUUUAAUAAAUAUUUGUAACAAUUUUUUAAAGAAGGGUAUUUUCUCAUGGCUAGGAUCAUGGUAGGUAAGGAAAUCUGCCUCUUAAUGAAAGCUAAAAGCAGAUUUAUAAAACUAAAAGGGUGGUUGACAUCCACGUUUACACUCAACUCUAUUUGAUAUAUAAAUAAGUUAUUUUUUUCAAGUUAGCAAAAAAAAUAACUACAAAGGGCUUCAGACGUUGGGUACUAGAUUAUUUGUUUUACAAGUUUUGAGACUCAUUCAAAUAGUCUUCUCUAAACUUAGAACAGGGAUGGUCCUUAGAUUUGCAUUAAAACGUAUAGGUCUUUGUUCGCCAUAAAUGGGGACCUUGUCUCAGUACUGUAAUCCACAAUCCGCACUACCAGAGGCAGCCGGCAGCCUAAUGACCUAUAUGAUCAUGCCAUUUAAAAGCCAUGCUCUUCUCCUGCUAUGAUCAGGUUUACUGUGCCCCACACAACUAACUGUCAUGUGUGUCCGUGGGGCUUGUUGGGAACAUGCCUGGUCAUUAAUGAGUACGAUGCUUCCCUGAGGUGGGGUGGGGGGCCAAGUGUUGUGACCCGGAGACUUAAUUACUAAAUGUCUGGAUAGAUUUAGAAUCGGCAUGAUGACCUCACUUAAUUUCAAGUGUUUGCUAAACAGUGGCUAUUGUAGACCAGACUCCCGCUGACGCAGACUAGGGAAUUAUUUAGGAGGAGAAAGUUUAAGAUACAAGCACCGCCCCUGUCUCCGCGCCUCGAAGGAAUGCUCUUUAACAUGGCAGCCUCUUACCGUAACUGUCCGCGCCAGCUCUGCCCCCAGCAGAGCUUCAGCCCCGCCAGCAUGGUCAUGGCCUGACCCUGUUGUGCCCGAAGUGGGCAUCACUAUAGACGUCUCCGCUCAGAAUGCAAACCAGGGCAGUCCGAGGGAAUAAGCCAGGGGCUUAGGCUGAUUUUUGAGGAUAAGUAUUUCCUCAUCAGCGAUCCUAACACUGCCGGGCUUUUGGGGGCACCUACGUGGCCCCCCUGCCCGUAGAAUGGGGAGAGAAGUAGACCCUGGUGACCCUCUGCACUGCUUAGAGGCACAUCCUGCAGUGUGUGGGCUUUUUCCUGCAGCCUCUGCACCUCGACACAUAUCAUUUCUAAGGAACUGGCAGAAUAUGAUGGAUACAAGGAGAGCUCAGCUUACGUUUAUCGGUUUAUUGGAAGAACGUGUUUCUAAUCAGCUGAUUUGGGGGGUAGAUUGGGGGGAAUGAACCAUUGAGAGAGUUUGCCAGAGUGGGGAUCCAGCUGGAAAACUGAAAUACCUUUAGUUUUUAGUCCUAAUUUUUCAUCUUGCCUUUGUGCGGACUGCGCGCUCCCAGCGCUCUGUGGGUGCCCGCUGCUGGGUGGCAAUUGGAAGUCGCAGCGUGUGUGUUACACGAGGAUCUUCACGCCAGAGCCGAAGGGGGAGAAACUUGGUGGCUUGCCCAUUAUUCUCUGCUUUUAGCCAGAGUUAAACAGACUGAUGGGUCUGGUAGCCAACCACUUGGCAACUCCCACUCCUUCUCACCUCGUGAGAAUCAGGGCUGUGAAGAGAAAUCUAGUCUAACUCCAACAGAAAUCUGUCUCUGUGAAGUGUUUUACCUUCUGUAAGUGAAGGUGGCAGAGCCAAGAUCUUUCUUUUGGUAAUUUCCCUGGCUAUAAAGUGAGACCGUUACCUUUCUAGAGAAUUCACAGCAUUUGAAGAUCUAGGAACUGAAUUACAUAGAAGAGCUGCUUUUCAGCUCAGUGGGCUCAGACUGCUUGGCUUCGCCUCGUGCUGCAGGAUGAACUUGGAAGCAGAACAGCAGCGGGCCGGCCCGAGAAGCGCAAGUUGUAAAACACGGCAUGCACUACCUCCCUUUGUCUUCCUCUAGCUGCCAUGUCUUUCUUAUUU